Molecule: messenger RNA, 2322 nt
Organism: Pelobates fuscus (common spadefoot toad)
Lineage: Eukaryota; Metazoa; Chordata; Amphibia; Anura; Pelobatidae
Gene: IRF6
Product: interferon regulatory factor 6
Exons: 8
Coding region: 318-1697 (459 amino acids)
Biological process (GO): regulation of transcription by RNA polymerase II; immune system process
Cellular component (GO): nucleus
Molecular function (GO): DNA-binding transcription factor activity, RNA polymerase II-specific; protein binding; RNA polymerase II cis-regulatory region sequence-specific DNA binding
Source: RefSeq, a predicted model, not a curated record
UAUUCACACUGUGUUUCCCCAUGGAGUCAUGCUGAGCAGGUAGCAUUACACAGCACAGAGCACACAGACAGGCAGCAGCUGGCAGAGCUCAGCUCGGCUCCCACUAAGGUGUGUCCUGUUGCCUUGAGCCAGGUGACGUCACGGAUACCUGAGCCAGGCAGGAAAGGGAGCAGAGCCGGCCAUUAGCCCAGCACUGAGCAGGCAGACGGAGAGUGCGGGAGGAGGAGAGCGGUCCGGACAGUGUAUCCAGCGGGCGGCGGAGGGAGUUGGAAUCCACAGCCGGGAGAGCGUCCUAUGAGCCCAGGUGGAGGUAGAUCAUGGCUCUGCAUCCUCGACGUGUUCGGCUAAAGCCAUGGUUGGUUGCCCAAGUAGAUAGUGGGAUAUACCCGGGCCUUGUGUGGUUGAACAGAGAUGCUAAGAGAUUCCAGAUCCCUUGGAAGCAUGCAACUCGGCAUAGUCCCCAACAGGAGGAAGAGAACACAAUCUUUAAGGCCUGGGCAGUGGAGACCGGUAAAUAUCAAGAAGGUUCUGAUGAUCCAGACCCAGCAAAAUGGAAAGCCCAGCUGCGUUGUGCACUUAAUAAAAGUCGAGAGUUUAAACUAAUGUAUGAUGGGACUAAGGAGGUUCCAAUGAAUCCCAUAAAAAUAUAUGAAGUCUGUGAUAUACCCCAGUCUCAAGGGUCCAUUGUUAACCCAGGUUCCACUGGGUCUCUUUGGGACGAUGAUGAAUAUGAUGAGGAAGAGAUGCCUCAGUCUCAACAUAAUGUACCCAUCCAAGAGCCUUUCAACUGUUUAAACAUUAAUGCUAAUUCUCCUAUGGGUCCUUCCAGUGUGGGCAGCUGCACCCCUGAACAGACGUGGCCAAAAUCGGAACCACUGGACAUGGAGGUACCUCCAGCUCCUGGCCCUGCAGAGUUUUUUAGCUCUCCUGAGUUGUGGAUAAGUUCUCUACCAAUGACAGACUUGGAUAUCCAGUUUCUGUACAGAGGAAAAGAGGUGGGCCAGACUAUGACUGUUAGCAAUCCUCAAGGCUGUAGACUUUUCUAUGGUGACCUUGGACCAAUGCCCAACCAGGAAGAGCUAUUUGGACCAAUUAGCCUUGAGCAGGUCCGGUUCCCUGGUACAGAGCAGAUAGUGAACGAAAAACAGAAGAUUUUCACGGGCCGCCUCUUGGAUGUCAUGGACAGAGGUCUUAUAUUAGAAGUCAGUGGGCAUGCCAUCUAUGCAGUUAGGCUUUGCCAAUGCAAAGUCUAUUGGAGUGGACCCUGCGCUCCUUCUCCAAACAUGCCAAAUCUUAUUGAGAGGCAGAAGAGAGUUAAGCUCUUCUGUUUGGAGUCAUUCUUGAGCGAACUCCUUAAUCACCAAAAGGGUGGUCCCAGCAAACAGCCAGCCUAUGAAAUCUACUUGUGCUUUGGUGAAGAGUGGCCAGAUGGCAAACCCAAGGACAGAAAGCUGAUAAUUGUACAGAUCAUUCCAGUGGUUGCUCGUAUGAUCCUUGAGAUGUUUUCGGGAGAUACUAUGCGCUCCUUUGACAGCGGCAGUGUGCGACUGCAAAUUUCAGUACCUGACAUCAAAGACAACAUUGUCACACAUCUAAAGCAGCUCUAUCGCCUUCUACAGAAUCACCAAGGACCAGAGGGAUGGCCUUUACUGCAGCAACAAAACAUGCACAUGGCCCCGGCUUUACAGGCCCAGUGAGCACUGCUGAUGGCUUAGAUUUGGAAUGUUUGUCUAAAAUAAACAAGGAUUCCAAUUAGUAUGACUUUCAAUCAAUUCCUAAGCAGAAGCUGUGAUCUGCUUAAAGUCCUGUCCUAUAGGUGACAUUUUAGAAGAUGAAGUCCUUUUCAAAUAUGGAAAAAAUUUUGUCUGCUUUUGGAAGAUGAAAGUAUGGAACUGUUUGAGUAGUUAAAUCUGGAUAUGCUGAAAUCUGUUUAUGGAGAGAUGUUAUUCUCACUUUCACUUUUUUCCCUUAUUUCUUUAUUCAUGAUGACCAAUUUUCUUUUGUAGUUAGUUUUUGGUUAUUUUUUUUGUUUUUAAUAAGCAUUGCCGUUUAUCAUUAAGUGCCUAGAAAGAGCUGGCUUUUCUGUGGCCUAUGCAAUAAUAAUCAAGACCCACAUUUUUUACUCCUCCUACAUAGCUAUUUAUUUUUUAAUACAGCAAAAACACUGUAUAUAUCAUUCUACAAUGAAAUCAGAGGGGUUGGGGACGAUUCCCAAAUAAAAUAAUCUCAAGAGUUGUUUAAUACAUUUUGGCCUACAUGAGUUCUGGUCUUCAUUAUGCAUGUAAAAUUUCUACAUUUCAAAAACAGUGUAUAUAUAAAGUA